ACAGAUGGUUAAAUAACCUAGUUUUAUUGAAAAUGACUCAAACUUGAUGUCAUAUAUACAAAAGAAAGCUAUAAUUAGGACAUGAGUACAAAGUUUACAACUAUAAAAUUGAAGAACCUAGUUUACGACUAUAAUUAGGGUCAGAUGUUUCCGAACUCUACAGCUUCUUACUCACCUUCGCUACCAUGACUGGCACCGGCCUGGUGACAGACGAAGCGUGUUCGUGUCUUCAUCAUGUACUACAAUGUUUUCAAGGCACGCCGCUGCUUGACCCUGCAAGCAAACAGAUUGCUCACUUGUUGAAUAAGCAUCCUCCGCCGCAGCAAGCAAUCCAACCAGAUAUCUGCAAGGAGAGUCAAGUAGUUCAGCGCAAAGUUUUUAAGGCCGUGCUUGCUUUGGAUGCUGUGGCAGUACUUCUUCCCGUUAUGUCAACCCAGGACAGAACUGCUGUGCUCUUCUCCUAUAAAACUCUGUUUGAACUGCAACAAGGCUAUGUUACAUUUCGCAUAAUAAAUGGUGUGCAUAGAGUUUGUCUCAACCCAUCUCCAGACGUUUCUCCUGAAUUGUUGCUCGAUCUAAUAUGCUCCAUAUGUCAUUCUGUCUCCAAACAUGAGACAAAUUAUAUUGUGGAAAAGAUAUCUGAAUUGCUGGGUACUGGAGUGGCGAAAGUCUAUUCCUUGAACAGGAAAAUCUGCGAAACUAAGCUCCCUAUUGUGUUUGAUGCACUCAAAGUUAUAAUGGUAAAGCCUGAAGAAGAAGACAUCGCUCAUGCAGCACAGGCAUUUAAGUGUUUAAUUCGUGCUUGCAUCGAUGAAAGCUUGAUCAAACAGGGAGUUGACCGUAUUCUGAUGAAUGCAAAUAUGUAUAACAGAACAAACUCUGAGCCAACUAUAAUUGAAAAAUUGUGUGCUACUAUUCAAAGCUUAUUUGGUUAUUCCGACACUACUAUCCUGUACCUUGCUUUUGAAAUUGUCUCAACAAUGUUCGAGAAACUAGGGGUAUACUCUUCUUAUUUGAUGAAGGGUACACUGAAGACCUUAGCAGACAUGCAGAAGUUGCCUGAUCAAGAGUUCCGUUUCAAGGAGGAGGUCAAGCUUGUUCUACAAGUGGUUGUUGAGAAAUGGGGGCGUGAUGCUAUAAUGGCUGUCUUGCCUCAAGAACACAUGGAACUGCUUGAAUGAGAUUUCUCAUGCUAUCAAUACUUUUUCCUAUCUUAUAUAUUGUUAAUAUUUCUUUUUUUCUUUUUUUGGUUAAAAACAGAUCAAUGAACAGCUGGGUUCUAAAUCUGUGGAGGCGAGAUCUAAUGUGUCCACAGCAACUACUGUCAGAAACAAUCAAGCGUAUGAUAAAGCACCAUGUAACAAUUCAAAACGGGAGAUGGAUGAUCCAGAUAUUGAGUAUGAGGCCUGGAAUAGAGAGUUCAGGGAAUGGCGUGCUAGGAAUAUUGCCAAGGGUGCUGCC
Rosa rugosa (rugosa rose) is the source of this 1461-nucleotide messenger RNA. RefSeq lists its product as uncharacterized. The record is from RefSeq and is a predicted model, not a curated record. NCBI's taxonomy places the organism in Eukaryota, Viridiplantae, Streptophyta, Magnoliopsida, Rosales, Rosaceae. The transcript is spliced from 6 exons. Bases 186 to 1181 code for a protein of 331 amino acids.